UUACAAUACAAGUUUCAUUUAUAAAGGCUCCAUUUCUUGGUUUCUUUGUGUGUAAUUGCCAGCCUCUUGAAAAUCUCAAGUGAUUCCUUCAUAGACUUGAGACGGACGCAACCGGAAAGUAUAUCACUCGUGAAACGGACAGCCGGCGGUUCGCCAGAGAAAGAUAAAAAUUUGUACUUUUUUUUGCACAGUAAAGAUUCCACCAUGAGCAGUGUACAUAACAGCGUGGAGACUGUAAAUGCUGCAGCAACUGCCAUAGUCACUGCUGAGACCAGAGUCCAACCAUCUACAGUACAGAAGAGAAGAUGGGGAAGCUUCUGGAGUCUAUACUGGUGUUUUGGCUCUCACAAACACAGCAAACGAAUUGGUCAUGCUGUCCUUGUUCCUGAACCGUCUGCACCUGCAUCCAUUGCCGAUAAUCUUAACCAUUCCGCCACCAUAUUGUUUCCCUUCAUAGCCCCUCCCUCGUCUCCUACGUAUUUUCUGCAAUCGGAUCCUCCCUCUGCAACGCAAUCACCUUCCGGUUUACUUUCCCUUACAUCACUUUCCAUUAAUGCACUCUCUCCGGGUGGGACUGCAUCCAUUUUUACAGUUGGACCCUAUGCUCACGAGACUCAAUUAGUUUCGCCUCCAGUAUUUUCUACUUUCACCACUGAACCAUCAACUGCUUCUUUCACUCCCCCUCCGGAACCAGUUCAAAUGACAACACCUUCUUCACCAGAAGUGCCAUUUGCUCAACUUUUGACAUCAUCAUUGGCACGGGAUCGGAGAAACAGUUGGACAAACUUGAAAUUCUCAUUAUCACAGUACGAGUUCAAGCCUUAUCAAUACCCUGGAAGCCCUGGUGGUCAUAGUAAAACACCGGGCUCUGCCUUUUCUACUUCGGGAACUUCUUCACCAUUUCCUGAUAAAUAUCCUGUUAUUGAGUUCCGCAUUGGGGAAGUUCCUAAAUUUCUUGGCUACGAACACAUCUCCAAUCGUAAAUGGGGUUCAAGAGUGGGUUCUGGAUCGUUGACACCAAUUGGUUGGGGUUCAAGGCUAGGCUCUGGAACUUUGACGCCAAAUGGUGGGAUUUCGAGAUUAGGUUCCGGAACUUUGACGCCUAAUGGCGGAGAACCACCCUCUAGGGACAGUUACCUUCUCGAGAGCCAAAUUUCUGAAGUCGCAUCUCUUUCCAAUUCAGAUAGUGGAUCUCAAAAUGAGGAAGUCGUAGUUGAUCAUAGAGUUUCAUUUGAACUGACUGGUGAAGAUAUUCCAACUUGCGUGGUAAAGGAGUCGCUUGCAUCAUUCGAAAGUGCAUCAGAAACUCUAUGGGAUAAAGUAGCUGAAGGCAACACUCGGAGAGAUUUGACAUUAGAGGAAGGAGACAUUUCCAGUGAACUUUAUGCAAGGAAAAUUGUAAACGAAUAUUCUGGGAAGGCUUUACAUGGGAAGAGAGAUAAAUUUGAUCAAAAGCAUCGUACAAUCUCACUAGGUUCGAGCAAAGAUUUCAAUUUCGACAAUACAAAAGGAGAGAUCUUAGACAAGUCGACUAUCAACUGUGAGUGGUGGACGAACGACAAAGAUGCCAGGAAGGAAUUAAGUAAAAACAGCUGGACUUUUUUCCCAGUGCUUCAGCCCAGGGUUAGCUGAUGCUAACAAUAGACGAGCUCUGUUUUGUCAUCACCAUAUAAAGAUUAAGGAUUCAAUUUGCAGAACUUGGUACUCUUACAGGUGCAAACUUAGAAUGCAGUUCCAAGAUUAAAGAUUUUACAAGCCUGUGUCAAUUGUAUCGAAAUGGAUCCACACUUCAACUCAAAAAAUUGAACAGGUACUUCUGACUUCCGCGAUGUGGGGAAAUAUUUCUCGGUUAUUCUAAUUUAAGAAUGUCUUUUGAGAUUU
This is a messenger RNA of Olea europaea var. sylvestris, 1881 nucleotides long. RefSeq lists its product as uncharacterized. NCBI's taxonomy places the organism in Eukaryota, Viridiplantae, Streptophyta, Magnoliopsida, Lamiales, Oleaceae. The record is from RefSeq and is a predicted model, not a curated record. The coding region runs from base 205 to 1632 and encodes 475 amino acids. The transcript has 2 exons.